Messenger RNA from Leptosomus discolor (cuckoo roller), 6131 nucleotides. The record is from RefSeq and is a predicted model, not a curated record. NCBI's taxonomy places the organism in Eukaryota, Metazoa, Chordata, Aves, Leptosomiformes, Leptosomidae.
GUGCGACAUGAAAACAAGUGUGUUGCUCCUGAGAGAUGCCCAUGUUUUCACAACGGAAGAGAAUAUGCCAAGGGAGAGACAGUGACUAAUGACUGCAACACCUGUGUGUGCCAUGGUCGAAAGUGGGAAUGCACCAAAAAUACGUGUGAUGGCACCUGCACUGUAAUUGGUACAGCUCAUUAUUUGACAUUUGAUGGAUUGAAAUACAAGUUUCCAGGAAACUGUCAAUAUGUAUUAGUUCAGGAUUUCUGCAAGGAUAACUCUGGAACAUUCCGGAUACUAAUUUCAAAUGAAGGCUGUGGCUUCACUGGAGAAAAGUGCACCAAGAGGGUUGUCAUUCUGUAUGAAAGUGGGGAAAUAGAGUUGUUUAACGGAAACGUAAACAUCAAGGUACCGCCUAAAGAUGACAAUGGUUUAGAAGUCAUGAGGUCUGGCCGUUAUUACAUCAUUUUACUGGGCAAAAGCAUCAGUGUGACCUGGGAUCUGUCCAUGGGAGUCUCAGUUAUCUUAAAAGGCAAUUUCAAAGAUCAAGUGUGUGGUCUGUGUGGAAAUUUUGAUGGAACGCAAAACAAUGAUUUGACCAGCAGCAAUGAACAUCUUGAAGUAGAUCCAGUUGACUUUGGGAAUUCUUGGAAAGUUAAUCCGUACUGUGCUGAUGUUGAAAAGCCCAACUGGGAACAGACUUUGAUGUCUCCGCUGUGUGAUGGAAACAUAGUGAAGCAGGUGAUGGUAGAAACGUCAUGCAGCAUUUUGUCUGGGGAUCUGUUUGAAGAAUGCAAAAAAAUCGUGAAUCCUGAGCCCUACAUAGAUAUUUGCAUGUAUGACACUUGUGCUUGUGAAUCUAUUGGGGACUGUGCUUGCUUCUGUGAUGCUAUAGCAGCCUAUGCACAAGUCUGUGCACAAAAAGGUGUCGCUGUUCACUGGAGAUCACCAGCUCUGUGCCCACAAAGCUGUGAGGACCUGAAUAAACAAGAAUUAGAUUAUCAAUGUGAAUGGAGAUAUAAUAGCUGUGGACCUGCUUGUCCUAUAACGUGCCAACACCCACAGCCUUUGCAGUGCCCUCUGCAGUGUGUGGAAGGAUGCCAUGUACACUGUCCUGCAGGGAAAAUUCUUGAUGAACUGUCCCUGGAUUGUGUCAGUCCAGAAAAUUGUCCCAUGUGUGCAGUUGGAGAUAUCCAGAUCCUGCAUGGAAGGAGAAUAGUUUUGAACAGAGAUGAUCGACAGCACUGUCAAAAUUGUCUGUGUGAAGGGAAGAACUUAACCUGUGUACCCUGUGAACCAGUGGAAGACACCCUAACACCGACCACACCUGCUCCAGAGGAGGACGUUGAAUUACUGCCCAGUGAAUACUCAUGCAGCAAGAUGAUGGACUUGGCCUUCCUACUGGAUGGCUCCAAUAAACUGUCAGAGGAGGACUUUGAACAUCUGAAGACUUUCAUAAUUGGCACAAUGAAGAAACUCCACAUCUCCCAAAAGAAAAUCCGAGUGUCAAUUCUAGUGUAUAGGGCUGGCCCCACAAUCUAUCUUGGCCUUAAAGAUAUCAAAACACAGUCCCAGAUGAGAAGAAUUGUCCAAAGCAUAAAAUACACAGGUGAUGAAGUAGCAUCGGCUACUGAAGUCCUUAAAUACACUGUGUUUCACGUGUUUGGAAAAGCAGAAAGGACCAAUGCUGCCAGAAUUGCAGUGCUGUUUAUAGCAAGCAAGUCUCCAGGAAAACUCCGCAACAUCCUCACAGCUUUGAAGAAUAAAAAAAUUGCAGUAAUACCUGUGGGGAUUGGACCUUAUGUUAGUGUGGAGCAAAUCAGGUUCAUUGAAAAGCAGUCAAAAGAUAAUAGAGCCUUCCUAAUGAACAAUGUGUUAGAGCUAAUGGAUAAUAGGGAUCUCCUCAUUGAUCAUCUAUGUGAUCUUGGACCUGAAGAAAGUCCUCUAUUACAAGCUACAUCCACUCCAACAAUAUCCAGUGUCUUAUUUCCCCCCUGGGGACUUACAGCACCACCACCCUUUUCAGAAAAGCCCACUCGCAAAAGGCUGGACAUUGCUUUUAUUGUGGAAGGAUCUGACAAUGUAGGGGAGGAAAAUUUCAAUAUUGUCAAGAAGUUCCUUGAGAAGGUGAUCACAAGAAUGAAUGUGGGAUGGGAAGAUAUUCAUAUUACAGUCAUGCAGUAUUCAGAGACUGUCACUCUGGAGUAUUCCUUUAGGGAAAUACAGUCAAAGGAAAGUAUUAUUGAGAAGGUGAGGAGCAUACCCUACCAAGGAGGGAAGGCUACCAACACUGGCAAUGCCCUUGAUUACAUUUCCAAACACACAUUUACACAAGUGAAUGGGGGCAGGCAAGACGUUCCUCACUUGGUAUAUAUGGUGUCAUCCAGUCCUUCCACUGAUGUUAUUACACGGCCUCCCAGGAGCAUAAAUGUUAUUCCCAUAGGCAUAACCCCCAAUGCAAAUAUCCAAGAGCUCAGAAAGAUCAGCCAGCCUAAUAACCCAAUUAUCUUGCAUAGUUAUAGCACACUUAUUGAAGAAGCACCAGAAUUAGUGCUGCAAUCGUGCUGCUCUCAUAAAAUUUGGACGGAAAUUCCAGAGUUGUGCAACAAACCAAUGGAUGUCAUGUUUCUUCUGGAUGGAAGUUCCAAUAUUGGAGCAUCAGAGUUUGAGGAAAUGAAAAACUUCGUACGGGCAUUUAUUGAAAGUGCUGAGAUCAGCAAUACUUCAAUUCAUGUGUCAGUUCUCCAGUAUGCCAGGGAAAAUAAUCUAGAAAUUUCAUGGAACAUGCCUCAAGAGACUGAAAAGCUUGUAAGGAUGGUGCACUCAAUUCAACAAAGGGAGCAAGGUCCUACCAGACUAGGAAAAGCCAUUGAUUUUGUAGUUCAGAAUGCAAUGUCGGAAUCCCACGGAGGGAGACCCAGCGCAUCAAAGGUCGCGAUAGUCAUUGUUUCAGGGAGAUCAGAAGACACUGUGGAGGCUGCUGCACUUUCUGCAAGAAUGAACAGGGUAUCCCUGUUUCCAAUUGGAGUUGGGAAUGGAUAUGAUGAAGAGCAACUAAGGACUUUGACCGGGCCAUCAGCUGCUAACAGAAUCAUGAAGCUUCAGACUUUUGAAGACUUAUCCACUAUGAUCACAUUGAAUAGUGAAUUUAUCAAAAAAGUGUGCAUGGACCCUGUCAGAGAAUGUAUAGAUGAGGAUGGAAACAAAAAGAAACCUGGUGAUAAAUGGACGUUACCGGACCAGUGCCACACUGUGACAUGCUUUCCAGGAGAUUACACAGUUCUGGAGAGUCACCAAAUUAACUGUGAAAGGAUGCCAAAACCAGUAUGUCACAGCAAUCUUCCUGCUGUUAAGAUUGAAGAAACUUGUGGCUGCCGAUGGAUGUGUCCAUGUGUCUGCAUAGGAAGUUCAUCUCGACAUAUUGUCACUUUUGAUGGGCUGAAUUUUAAGCUGACUGGCAAUUGCUCCUACACCUUGUUUCGAGACAUGCUACAUGAUGUCGAAGUUCUCCUCCAUGAAGGACCAUGCAGAGCAACACCGAAGAUGAACUGUAUGGACUCCAUUGAAGUGAAACAUCGCGGUGCAUCUGUUCAGCUCUUCAGUGACAUGGCAGUGGCUGUUAAUGGUGAAAGGGUUCACAUCCCCUAUGCUAGCAAUUUGUUUGAAGUUGCUGUCUAUGGAGCAAUAAUGCAUGAAAUCAAAUUCUCCCAUCUUGGACAUAAUCUCACAUUUACUCCAAGAAACAAUGAAUUUAUUCUUAAACUUAAUUCAAAGAGCUUUUCUUCAGGAACACAAGGGCUUUGUGGGGUGUGUGACCAGAACCAUGUCAAUGACUUCAUGUUACAUGAUGGCUCUGUCACUCCUGACAGCAGUGUGUUUAUCAAAGACUGGACAGUGGACGAGCCAGGGAAGAUCUGUGAAAUUCGGAGAGAAGACAGAUGCUCUGAGCAUGCGACGAGCCACUGCCACCUUCUACUAUCUGAUCGGUUUGCAGAGUGCCACAGGGUAAUCCCUCCCAAUAUAUUCUACGAGGCCUGUGCAGAGAGCAGCUGCUAUGAAGAUGAAGCCUGCGAGAUGAUAACUUCCUACGCUCACAUCUGCAGGGAAAACGGGAUCUGCAUAGACUGGAGAACACCCGAGUUUUGUCCAAUGAAAUGUCCCACAUAUUUGACAUAUGAUCACUGCCACAAAGCCUGCAUAAAGCACUGUGAGAAUAGUACCAAACUCAGUGUCUGCAAGGAUUAUCCCACAGAAGGCUGCUUCUGUCCAGACAGACAGGUGAUUUUUAAUGACAGCUGUGUUGAUGAAGAAGUCUGCACACAAUGCGUCAGUGAAGAUGGCACACACCAUCAGCACAUGGAAACUUGGAUUCCUGCCAGUGAGCCUUGCAACAUCUGCACGUGUCUUGAUAACAAGAAAGUAAACUGCACGGUCCGACCUUGCCCUACUGACAAACCUAUUCAUUGUGGUCCCUGUGAAGUCCCUCGUCUGCGCAGGGACCCUGGCCAGUGCUGCCCCGAGUACGAGUGUGUCUGUGAUCUGGUUUCCUGUGAUUUGCCUCCUGUCCCUGUCUGCGAGCUUGGCCGGCAGCUUGCUCUGACCAACCCUGGAGAAUGCAGACCGAACUACACAUGUGAAUGUAACAGAGAAGCAUGCAGCUUAGUUCAAAGACCUUUCUGCCCACCCCAUCGAGAGCUGACUGUUAAGAAGACGGAGUGCUGUGAUAAAUAUGAGUGUACCUGCAGCUGUACGAACUCAACAGUGAGCUGCCCACUGGGAUAUCUAUCCAGAUCUCUCACCAAUGACUGCGGCUGCAUAUCUACCACCUGUGUUCCAGGCAGGGUAUGUGUGCACAACAACAUAGUCUAUCCUGUUGGGACAACCUGGGAAGAUGGUUGCAGGGAAUGCUCUUGCACUGGUAUGAGGGAUGACAUUACAGGACUUCAGAUGAUGGAGUGUCAUGACAAAGCAUGUGACACGUUCUGUACUCGGGGUUACAAAUAUGUUGUCCAAGAAGGGGAGUGUUGUGGGAGAUGCCAGAAGACUGCCUGUGAGGAGCAGCUAUUCUGGUCUCCGGGUGAUGCAGAUCCUCGUUUGCAUGAGGUUGGCACAGAGUGGCGAUCCCCAUUCAACCAUUGCAUUAUCAAUGAGUGUGUCCAGGUGAACAAUGAGGUUUUCGUGCAGCAAAAGAAUCUUUCUUGCUCUCAAAUGGAUGUGCCUGACUGUCCAGAGGGAACUGAACUACGUUGUGACCAAAUAAUAGACUGCUGUCCUUCCUGCAGAUGUGUACCCCUGAAUGGUUGUCCUUUGAAUGGCACCGUUAUUGGGCCAUGGAGACGCCUGAUGGUGGAUCAAUGCACAACAUGUCUCUGCUCUGCCCAGUCAACAUCUUCUCGGAGAUAUACUCUGACAUGCACAAAAUUAAGCUGUGAGCCAUGCCCAAUAAAUUACAGGAGGCAGGAAAUCCCUGGUUCUUGCUGUGGAAAAUGUGUGCCAACUUCAUGUAGCAUCAGGCUGAGAGACGGAAGGCUUAAAUACCUUCAGCCAAACGAAUCACUUCAGGAUGGCUGUGAUAGUCACUCCUGUAAAGUAAGUGAGAAAGGGGAAUUCAUCUGGGAAAGGAGAAUCACUGGCUGUCCUCCGUUUGAUUCCAGAAGAUGUUUGGCUGAAGGAGGCAGAAUUGCAAAAAUUGGCAAUACCUGCUGUGACACAUGUGUGGAAGUGGAAUGUCGACCAGUAAGCACCAGACUUCAGUAUAGGAAUACCAACGGAUGUGUGGCUGAAAAGGAAGUGCCUAUUUCUCAUUGUGAGGGCAAGUGCAGAAGCAAUACCAGAUACUCUGUUCAGACAGGGAAAUGGGAAGACCUGUGCAGCUGCUGUACAGCCACCCGAACAACCAUCGUCACAAUUCCUCUCUGGUGUGCCAACGGGACGAUGGUGCAGCAUUAUAUCCCUUCUGCCUCUCAGUGUGAAUGCUCUUCUCGGAAGUGUACAGACUGAAUAUUUCCAAAAACUCAGUUGUUUAAUCUCAAGUUUUAUGAUGAAGGAACUUUACAGUGCCAGCCUCAUUUUCUCUCUGUAGAGUUUUAUCCAGUAGAAUGCUGACUAACUAAUUGUAUCAACAUAACAAACAAUAAAACUUACUAGCA